This is a messenger RNA of Grammomys surdaster, 1377 nucleotides long. RefSeq names its product complement C2-like. Lineage: Eukaryota; Metazoa; Chordata; Mammalia; Rodentia; Muridae. Bases 11 to 1129 code for a protein of 372 amino acids. Gene Ontology annotation, cellular component: extracellular region. The transcript is spliced from 10 exons. Gene Ontology annotation, molecular function: serine-type endopeptidase activity. The record is from RefSeq and is a predicted model, not a curated record. Gene Ontology annotation, biological process: proteolysis; complement activation.
AAAGUCCAACAUGGGCGGCUCCCCCAAGCCAGCAGUUGACAACAUCAGAAAUAUCCUGGGCAUCAGUUGGAACAGAAACGACUACCUGGACAUCUAUGCAAUUGGGGUGGGCAAGCUGGAUGUGGAUUGGAAAGAACUGAAUGAGCUUGGGUCCAAGAAGGACGGCGAGAGGCACGCCUUCAUCCUGCAGGAUGCAAAGGCCGUGCAACAGGUCUUUGAGCACAUGCUGGAUGUCUCUAAGCUCACAGAUACCAUCUGUGGGGUGGGGAACAUGUCUGCCAAUGCCUCUAACCAGGAGAGGACACCUUGGCAAGUCACCUUUAAGCCGAAAAACAAGGAGACUUGCCAGGGGUCACUCAUCUCUGACCAGUGGGUGCUGACAGCAGCUCACUGCUUCCAUGACACUCAGAUGGAGGAUAGCCACCUGUGGAGGGUCAGUGUGGGGGAUCCCACUUCUCAGCAUGGCAAAGAAUUCCUUGUGGAGAAGGUGUUAAUUCCCCCAGGGUUUAAUGUCCAUGCAAAACAGAACCAGAACAUCUCAGAGUUCUACGGUGACGACAUCGCUUUGAUGAAGCUGUCUCAGAAAGUGAAAAUGUCUACCCAUGCCAGGCCCAUCUGCCUUCCUUGCACUGUGGGAGCCAACAUGGCUCUGCGGAGAUCCCCAGGUAGUACCUGCAAAGACCAUGAGACAGAACUUCUGUCACAGCAGAAAGUUCCUGCACAUUUUGUAGCUUUGAACGGGAACAGACUGAACAUCAGCCUCAAGACAGGACCCGAGUGGACGAGCUGUAUCAAGGCGGUCUCCCAAAACAAACACAUCUUCCCCAGCUUGACAAACAUUAGCGAGGUGGUGACAGACCAGUUCCUGUGCAGCGGGAUGGAGGAGGAUGCUAAUCCUUGUAAAGGAGAAUCUGGAGGAGCGGUUUUCCUUGAGCGGAGAUACAGGUCUUUCCAGGUGGGCCUGGUGAGUUGGGGUCUUUACGACCCUUGUCAAGGUUUCUCCAACAAAAACCUGCGCAGGAAACCCCCACACGGUGUUCAGCCGAGGGACUUCCACAUAAAUCUCUUCCGCCUACAGCCCUGGCUGAGGCAGCACCUGGAUGGUGUCCUGAACUUUUUGCCCCUUUAGCAUGGUCACUGACUCUCUCAUCUGUCCUUCCUGUCUACUACCUCUGAGUGUUCUCGCUCCUGGGUCCAUAAAUCCUGGGCCUAGGAACCCAGAGACAGUGGCAAAAGCUAGGGAAUCCCCGGGGUUGUGCCAGGACCACUGUGCUACCCAUGAAGCAAGUCUCUCUCUAGCGUGGCUGACCUGUGCUCCUUUCGCUUUCACAUGGAAUUUCCAAGUUAUGAAAUUAAUAAAAAUCGGUGAUUUCCACA